AUGGAGUUCGCCGACUAUCCGGGCCUGAAUGCAGACCUGGCAGCAGACUUCCAUGCGCGGCACUUUACCAGGCGGGACACACACAUGUUCUCGGACCACCUGGGUCAGAUGCCGCAUUUCAAUCCUGCUGCCCUCGCUGGACUGGCUGUUGACGUCAAGCCGCGCUUGACAAAAGAACAGCACGAUGUACUUGAGAACGAGUUCAGGAAACAAGCAAAGCCCAACACAAAUACCAAAAAGAGAUUCGCCGAGGUCUUGGGCGUCUCAUUAGACAAGGUCAACAACUGGUUCCAGAACCGCAGAGCAAAGUCGAAGCAGGACGCCAAAAAGGCAGCUGGUGCUUACAACAUGCUGCAAGCGCAGCAGCAGGGCCAACAGCAGCAACCCAGCUUCGUCGGCAUCAACCCCAUGGGUGGACUGAACAGCAUGCCCGGCGAGCAGCCCUUCUGUAUGCCCAACCUGUACAACGGUGUCCGUGACAACUCCAUUAUGGACGGGCCCAUGUCUAGCGGUCUGGGUAUUAGCCAGCCCGAGAGCACCUUUGCCUCGCUCGACCAAAUCACAUCCCAACCCAUGCGCCAUCAAGCGUCAACACAGUCUCUGGCCUCGCAGCACUCGGUGCACUCCGACUCGUUUUCCGACUCCAACAACAGACACACUUUGACCCAGGCUCAGUUUAAUGCCUACUCGCAGCCCUCUUUCGCCAACAUGUCGACCGCUGAUAGCAGCGCGGCCUUGAACUCGACUGCCAAUGGCGACUUUUACUCUGAAUUCUGCGACUUUUCCUUUGACAACCAAUCUGUUGAUCCCUUGACGUCGCCUCCUAUGCACUCCAACGAGAGCAUCGAUUCUUUUGCUCCUGACGCUGUGACUGACUUCAAGCUUUCUGAUAACGCGCUGCGCAACGCUUCGUCUAGUUCGGAUGGAUCUGCCCCUUCAGUGACCAUCUCACCAGCAGAGGACAAAGAAGAUACAUUCGACAUGGAACUACCAAGUGAGGCCAAGGCUUCGCAACCGACUGUGACGUCUCCUCAAUGGCAGCCUGGCCAGUCUGUACCUGUGGAGAUGGACAACCUCCGCAAAGAAUUCCAAGAGGCCGCUAUGCGUCGCGACUUCUCGGUCCAGUCAAUUCCCGACCCCAGCGAGUACCUCGAUCAGCACAUGGACUUCCCUGACGACGACUACAACCGUCGCGAAUCUUCAACGGUCCAGCUUGCUCGUUCGAUGCAGAGCUUCACCAUGGCGCCACAACGGUCCGCCAUGCCAUCUUCCAGUAUCGCCGCUCGUCGUCAGCGCCCUCGUCCCGCUCCCUUGGGCACAUCGAACGCCCGCAGUACUUCUUACUGUGGCACACUGCCCACAUCGCCCGGCCCCGUUGCUGGCACUCAGCCGGUAGGAGGUCAUACUCUGCGCCGUAUCAAGUCAUCUCAAGCCAUGAACGGUAUUGCUGGUGGUCGCAUCCAGAAGAACAUUGGAUCCGCCCAACGCUCGCCUUCCGGCUAUACUACCUUUGCUGAAGCCAACAAUGCUCGCUAUGGUCGUCGCGUCUCGGCCUUCUCCCCUGCUUACGCCAGUCUUGCCGCAUCGACUGCUAGUCUCGCUCCUCCAACCCCAUUGUCUCCUACCAACACAUCACACAAACUGCGCCAGAUGCAAUCCCAGCCUAUGCUAAGACAAACGAGCUUGCCCGAGGGCGAUGAGAACUACAUAGUCUCUGGCAUGAACUUCUCCCCACCUUCAACACCUCUCUACGGUGGACAAUUCAUUCGCAGCCGCAUGGGAAGUCUAGCUGUCCCUAGUGAUAACACUCCUCCUCAGUCGGCUCCUCCCACUCAGCAGUGUUUCCCCAGCGGUGCUUUCAGCCCACCUCAUAUGGCAGCAAUGCCUAUGGUUCAAUCGCAGACCAACCCUCAAGGAUUCCUUGGUAUGCUGCCUAACGAGUACCCUCAGAUGCACAACGUCAUGUUUCCUGCCCAGCAACAGCAGAACCAAUACCUAGACACUCAAAUGUCGUACAUCAUGACAAGUACAGGCGAGGUCAUUUCAGGAUACCCCGUUAUGCCUGCUUUCACUCAAAAUCACAUGCAGCAAGCGACGCCUCCUCACCAGCAGCAACCUUUCCUGCCAUCUUCAAGUCUCAGCCCGGGUGUCCUUGGUUCUUCGCAGGUCCCGAAGCACAUCAACCCCGGAGCCGAUCUUUUCAUCCACGAGUACUCACCUCCGCGAGACGUCAAACAAUCUAAUACUCCCCGUAAAGCCGUUGAGUCUGGACCCAAGAACUACACCUUUUCCAACCACGGACCGGAAUACUUCGAAAAGCAUGCCAAACAGAAGGGCAGCUCCAGUCCUGCAUCCUCCUCCUGUGAAUCCGCCGCCGCAUAA
Molecule: messenger RNA, 2382 nt
Organism: Aureobasidium namibiae CBS 147.97
Lineage: Eukaryota; Fungi; Ascomycota; Dothideomycetes; Dothideales; Saccotheciaceae
Exons: 2
Coding region: 1-2382 (793 amino acids)
Biological process (GO): regulation of transcription by RNA polymerase II
Cellular component (GO): RSC-type complex; nucleus
Molecular function (GO): DNA binding; DNA-binding transcription factor activity, RNA polymerase II-specific
Source: RefSeq, a predicted model, not a curated record